Molecule: messenger RNA, 1991 nt
Organism: Micropterus dolomieu (smallmouth bass)
Lineage: Eukaryota; Metazoa; Chordata; Actinopteri; Centrarchiformes; Centrarchidae
Gene: letmd1
Product: LETM1 domain containing 1
Exons: 9
Coding region: 13-1098 (361 amino acids)
Biological process (GO): intracellular monoatomic cation homeostasis
Cellular component (GO): mitochondrial inner membrane
Molecular function (GO): ribosome binding
Source: RefSeq, a predicted model, not a curated record
UUGGCGUCAAACAUGGCGCUGUCCUGUUCCAGCCUGUGUAGCAAUUUGUCUUUGAUCCGACUGUGUGGUCUCAGGACAAACAUCAUAACAAAUGGCCUUUACACUCCGUACAUGUCCUGUCAGUCCAGGUUGCCCCUUUGUAGACACUACUCCUCCUCCGGAGUUAGACGAGGUAUUGGCCGAUAUGUCACCUCCAGACUCCAGAGAGUAAAUAGCAGAUAUGAAGGUUUCCUCAAAAGGCGAUUUCCUCGCUUUUUUCAGCUGUACCACACUUUUAUGGAAGGAUUCAAGCUACUGUUCGAAGAUGCCAAAGAUGUGCGGAGGAUAAAAACAAAGAUGGUCUCUGAUGGAUUACAGUUCCAGGAUUUGCCCUACAGGGAGAUGGAGAAACUCAGACAGUUCCGCAGAGGCAUGAUCAAGGCCCUUCCGCUGGUGGUGAUCUCUAUCCCACCCUUUGCCAACUACCUGGUUUUUGUCUUGAUGUACUUUUUCCCCCGCCAGCUCCUGAUCCCUCAUUUCUGGACUCCCAGGCAGCAGGUAGAGUUUCAGGGAGUGUACCAUUCCCUCAGGGUCCGGCACCACUGGCCAGUGCUCAAGGGGCUCGAGUAUACGAGCCUCCAGGUCAAAGACAAUCAGCUCCAGAGUCGCCUCAAGGACCUGUGUGCUAAAGUGCAAAGUGGAGAAACCCCUCAAGUGUCAGAAAUCCUUGCCGUUCGGAGCUUGUUUUCUGGACCCCCUUUGGGUAUAAAGAGAAUGAGCGUGGAUCAGAUGAGACAUGUCAGCCGCCUGCUCUUCCUGACGCCUCUCCUACCAGGGUUCCUGAUUGGCCGACGGCUGAACAGCCAUGGCCUGGAGCUGCUCCAGCUGGACCGGGCCCUCAGCAGGCUGGGCCCUCACCAGCUGAGUGACUUCGAACUCAGACAGGCUUGUUACGUAAGGGGGCUCAAUUCUAAUAGUCUUUGCAUUAACCAGUGUCGCGAGUGGUUAUUCCAGUGGCUUCAGAUGUCCUCCUCUUUGAAAGACUCAGAGGUGUCACUGCUUCUGCACAGCAUUGUAUUUCUCUCUGCCAACUACCCGAAUGGUCCCAGCCGAGACUGACAGGAUGCCUGAACCACUCUGCUUCUGAGAUUACGUUCUCUUUUGUGCACUGGUCAGCAUGACUUCCUGAGAGUUGUCAACAUCUCCGUUUUGCUGAGGAAAAAACAUUUUAAAACUGAUCUUGGCAAGAUUUUGAGGUUUAAAAUUGUCUUUGCAAACAGGGUUGUAGUAAAGAAAAGGAUUCCAUUAAUUCUAGACGCCUUAGAACCAUCCUGUUUGAAAGUCAGCCGUGAACACAACAUUCCUCUGAAGUGGAGGAAUACCACAAAGUACGUACAUAAUUAACAGAAUUUCUUUUGGAAAAGAAAUGGAAAUAGGGUCAAUAUAUGGUGUCUUUGUCUGGGGAGUGGUAUGGGAUUCUACUUUAUAAAUUUGCACGAAAAGACAGGUGUGUUUAAACUUAAAAAUCUUGUUUAGGAGUUCUCAUGUAAUUAGACUGAAAUUGUGAUUCACUGAACUAUAUUAAGCGGUGAUGUUGAGGUAAAUGAUACGACGAUACCUGUCGCUGUAUUUCAAGCUCGUUAUCACUGUAAAGCGCACACUUGUCGAUUACUUCUAAGCCAACACAUCAUUACACAGCAAUAGUGACAAGUAGGGAAACAAAGAGGAUACUGUUUAGUAUUUUGGGUUCUUGUUAAUAUCUUGCUUGUGGAAUGGUAAAGUUGUUCAAACACAUUCCAUGCAAAAAAAACAGGAGAAGUUUACUUUUAUGUGAACGUGUUUUUACAUGUUAUCAAACACAUACUUCAUCUUCUCGUACAUUUACCUCACUUUGUGCUUUGCUCUCACAUCUUUACAAUGAAUAAUGCUGGGUCAUGGCUAAAUUUGAAAACCUGUAAAGGGAAUUGUUUUAUUUAUAUGGAUCAACUUUUCAACCGCAAAAAUUAGUAGAU